GUGAAACGGAAGAAGACGCUCGGCAGACCGGAAGUGAUGACAAAGAAAAACACAGCUUCUACGUUCCCUUUCUCUCCGAAGGGACGUCGCGGACAAACAAACAUGGAACACGGCAAGACGCGGAGUCUCCGGGUGUCACUUUUCGUCUCUUUUGUCUAUUUCGCGACCCGCCUCGGCGACGCGGACGCCAGCGGGCUGCACUGGAGACGGAGCGCCCCGGCGGCGGAAACGGAGGAAAACUACAACAAAUACUACAAUUAUGUGGAACUAACCAGCCGCCUGCGGGCGUACGCGCAGAAGUACCCGCACAUAGCCAACUUGUCCAGCGUAGGCCAGUCCGUGCAGGGCCGGGAGCUGUGGACCAUGCGCAUCACCAGGGACCCCCUCGUAGACUCGCCCGGGAAGCCCGGGUUCAAGUACGUGGGCAACAUGCACGGCGACGAGACCGUGUCCAGGCAGGUCCUGGUCUACCUUGUGGAGUACUUGCUGAGCGAGUACGACCGGGAGCCGCGUAUAGGCGCGCUGGUGAACACCACCGACAUCUACAUCAUGCCCAGUAUGAACCCUGACGGCUUCGAGGUGUCCCAGGAGGGGGACUGUGGCGGACACACCGGGGGGAGGAACAAUGCCAAGAACAUGGACCUGAACAGGAGCUUCCCCGACCAGUAUGAUGGCGUCACGGCAACAGCUGAUGCCAUCCCUGAGGUGCUGGCUGUGAUGAGAUGGAUUCAGGACAAAAAGUUUGUUCUGUCGGGUAAUCUGCAUGGCGGCACUGUGGUCGCCAGUUACCCUUUCGACGACGUGGCUUCCCAUCCGCAGGAAGGGCAAUACAGCAUGUCGGCGGACGACACCCUCUUCCGCUACUUGGCCCGAGAGUACUCAAAGAACCACCCGGUGAUGAGGACCGGUCAGCCCAACUGUACCGAAUCCCCAGACGAGACCUUUGAAGAUGGCAUCACCAACGGGGCGCAGUGGUACGACGUAUCAGGAGGAAUGCAGGACUACAACUACGUGUAUGGAAACUGUCUUGAAAUCACCAUGGAGCUGAGCUGCUGCAAGUAUCCUCUUGCUGCCGAGCUCCGGAAGGAAUGGGAGCUAAACAAAGAGUCUCUCCUGGCCUACAUGGAAAAGGUCCAUAUUGGGAUUCGUGGCUACGUAAAAGACAAGGCCAGCGGUUCAGCCCUCCCCAACGCCAGCAUUGUGGUGGCAGGCAUCCGCCACAAUCUGACCACUGGAAACUAUGGCGACUAUUACAGACUCCUGCUCCCGGGAGUCUACAACAUCACUGCUGUGGCCACAGGGUACACGCCAGUCACCGUCAACAAUGUGAAAGUUUUGGAAGGAAACGCCACUCGGCUUAAUUUUACUUUAGAGACAGUGGCCGUUGAGCAAAAUCUUGCAGGCAACAUGUCUCUGACCACGCCCUUCACGCCGCCAACCACUGCUCCUCCACCAGCCUCCACCUCCAUUACCAACACCCGUGGAACCACACCCACCCAAGUGGUGUCCUCAGCGGGAAGUCCCAGCACGUCCUCCCAGUUACCACCUCAACCGCCGCCCAUUCAACCCCAGGAUUUUCGGCACCACAACUAUGCUGACAUGGAGCUCUUCUUACGCAAAUACAGCAGCGAGUUCCCGUCCAUCGCCCAUCUUUACUCAAUCGGCCGCUCGGCGGAAGGCCGGGAACUCUACGUUAUGGUCAUCUCGGACAACCCUACCGUGCAUGAACAUGGUGAACCCGAGUUUAAAUACGUGGGCAACAUGCAUGGCAACGAAGUAGUGGGCCGGGAGUUGUUGCUCAACCUCAUCGAGUACCUGUGCCUCAACUACGGCACCGACCGGGAGGUCACGGAGUUGAUCAACGACACUCGUAUCCACAUCAUGCCUUCCAUGAACCCUGACGGCUACGAGGUGGCCACUGAAGGCGAUGUAAGAGGCACCAAAGGCCGCAACAACAGCAAAAAGUAUGACCUGAAUCGCAACUUCCCAGACCAGUUUGCCACCGUCAAAGAUCCAAGACAGCCAGAGACCGUCGCCGUGAUGAACUGGCUGAAAAGCAACCCGUUUGUCCUGUCCGCUAAUCUCCACGGAGGUUCUUUGGUGGUCAACUAUCCCUUCGAUGACGACAAAGAGGGGAAAACAAAGUACAGCAAGUGUCCCGAUGAUAAGAUUUUUCAGCAGUUGGCUCGUGCGUACGCGCAGGAGAACCAUCUGAUGCACAGUGGACACCCUUGUGAGGAACUCUACCCCAGGGAAUACUUUGCAGACGGCAUCACCAAUGGUGCCCACUGGUACAACGUUGCUGGUGGCAUGCAGGACUGGAACUACGUAAACACCAACUGUUUUGAGGUGACGAUAGAGUUGGGUUGUGUGAAGUACCCCCGGGCCAAGGAUCUGCCAAACUACUGGGAGCAAAAUCGACAAUCUUUGCUUCAGUAUAUCCACCAGGUUCACAGCGGGAUAAAAGGCACCGUCUCGGAUAUAAGAGACGGUUUGGGGAUCCCCAAUGCCACCAUUCACGUGGAGGACAUCGACCACAACAUCAGCACGGCUCUGACUGGGGAUUACUGGAGACUGCUGGUCCCUGGGACCUAUUCUGUCACCGCCUCUGCCCAUGGAUAUCAUCCUGUGAGGACAUACGCUACCGUGGUCCAGAAGGGAGCAGAGGUGGUGGACUUCAGACUGACGCGGGUUCACUCGGACCUGAAUGGCCUGUCGCCCUCCGGACCCAAGCCCACCCAAAACCCAUCUGAGGAAGAGUUCAAGAGCUUGAUCAAGGACCUUUCUCUCGGCCAGGGUCUAGAACAGUUGGUCCGGAGCACAGACACGGAGAACAGCUUCAGAUUCCGAGAUUACAAGGAGCGGUCUGCAUUCCUCCGAGGCCUUACGCUCAACUUUCCCAAAAUUACACACUUACACAGUUUGGGCCAAAGUGUCGAGUUUAGAACCAUUUCGGCGCUGGAAAUCUCCAACAACCCAGGAGAGGCUGAGCCCUCUGAGCCCAAAGUCCGCUUUGUGGCAGGGAUCCAUGGUAACGCCCCUGUAGGCACUGAGCUGCUGCUUGAGUUUGCUGCCUUCUUAUGUAUCAACUAUGGCAAGAACGCAGCCAUUACAAGGCUCAUCAAUGAGACGAGGAUAGUGAUUGUGCCGUCAGUCAACCCUGAUGGAAGAGAACAAGCGGCCGAGACGCAGUGCACUUCCACACAGGGUUUUAGCAACGCCCACGGCAAGGAUCUGGACACAGACUUCUUUGGCAACGCAUCACAGCGUGUGGUCGAGCCACAGCCGGAGACCAAGGCGAUGAUGGAUAUGAUAUUAGAUAAAGGCUACACUCUGUCUGUGGCCCUCGAUGGAGGCUCUCUUGUGGCUACUUAUCCAUACGAUAAGCCUGUCCAAUCAGUGGAGAAUGAAGGAACUCUGAAGUACUUGGCGAGUGCGUACGCCAACAACCAUCCCAAGAUGCACCUCGGUGACACAGGAUGUUCAAAUAAUGGGCAGACAAGCAACAUUCCAGACGGAGUUAUGAGGGCAGCAGAGAGACAGAGCCACAUGGGCAGUAUGAAGGACUUCAGCAUGGACUUUGGCCACUGUCCAGAGAUCACCGUGUACACUGGCUGUUGUGUGUUUCCUCCAGCCGAGCAGCUGGCCACACUCUGGGCAGAGAACAAGAAGCCUCUUCUCAGCAUGUUGGUGGAGGUCCACAAAGGGGUACAAGGUGUGGUGAGAGACAAGAGCGGGAAGCCCAUCGUCGGCGCCAUCAUCGUCUUGAAUGGGGGAGUGAGAGUGUUCACCGGGGAGGGCGGCUACUUUCGCGCACUGUUGGCUCCGGGGAACCACAACAUCGAAGCGGUCGCCGAUGGCUACCAGCAACAACGACAAGAGGUGGUGGUGUCCUGCUACGAGGCUGCCAGCUCCAUCGUCAUCGAGUUCGACACGGACAACCGCAUCUUCGGCCUGCCCAGGGAGUUUGUGGUGGCGAGCGCAGCCGCCUCCAUGACGGCGCUGGUGGUGACGGCGUGCAUCAUCUGGUGCGUGUGCGCCGCCAAGUCCAACCGGCAGAAGGACGGCUUCCACCGCCUGCGGCAGGACCGGGACGACUACGACGACGAGAUCCGGCUCACGUCCAUGGGCUCCAAGAAGUCCCUCCUGGCGCACGAGUUCCAGGACGAGAGCGAGAGCGACGAGGAGACGCUGUACGCCAACAAAAUCUGAGCUUUUGUCGCGGAAAGAACCGAGCAAUACCGGCGAACUUCCUCUUCCAGACUGACGCGAGACUGGGGAAGACAGUUUUUUUUCAGCGAUGCGUUCACAGCCAGUAAAUCUCAGUUACCUCACCAGUCACGAAGUCCUCCCGAUGCCUUCCUUUGUCACCUAAAAACGGGCAUCGCUCCCCCCGUCCUGCCUCAGCAACUUCCCUGAAUCCAUGAGAAUGCUACAGGAAUGUUUUUUUGUUUCCCCUCCACAAUAAAAGCCUCUGGCGAGCGCAUCCAAUCCCGUGCCUUGGCGUCUCGAAAACUGCGAAAAGAAGAAGAUCUGGAUGGAUCCAAAAGAAUCGUCUUGCACGUUCUGCGUGCGUGGUUCCAUCAAGGGAGAGACUCCAGAGGGCGAGCUCCUUGCACGUGCUCCGCAGGAAGUGCAGGACCUGGGCGACUUUUUUUUUUUUGCACUGAAAGAAGAAAUCUGUCGAGGAACAAGAGAACAAUGAAUAAUCUCGAGAAUGUCUUUUUUUUUUUUAAACUUUUUUUUAUAGUUUUUUUUUUUUUUAAAGCUUGUGUGAAAAUGGCAAGUAUCCGACUCGUUCAUGUCAAAGCCUGCCCUCGCUUUAAUCCAGGAUUGAUAGAGUGACCGAUUUUUGGGGCCGAUAUUUGGCGUUUGGAUUUUAUUUUCUAUUGGUAUCGGCUUUUUUUUUUAAAUAUACAAACCGAACUACAUCAGCAGAUGCAAUAUAUACACAUAUGAUACAAGUAUUUAGAGGAGGUGUCAAAAUUCGAAUGAAUCUCGAUUCCUAUGAUUAUUAAUGGAUAAAAAAAAUUCAUUUUUUUUUUCAUUUUAAUCAGUCUUUUCCAGCCAGACAAAUCAUAUUGUUGUUGAUGCCCAUAUUUGUUGUACAGAUAAGUACUACAAAUAUUGUUUAUUUUAUGGAGGAAUGUAGUUGUGGAAGUCGCUCCCUAGCAGCUCCACUGUACGAGGUUUUAAUGAUCAAUUCUUUUAAAUCAAAGUUCUCUCCAGCAGAACGCGACCUUCCAGUCACGUCCGUAUCCUCUCUCUCUCUCUCUGCUCCCGGCUGCUCACUGUCAAAGACAACAGAUGAAUAGAUUACCAUGUACCACCUGUGAAACCUAAUCACCUGCCAGCUGUGUCUCGCCGUCAGCACAUGCCCCGCCCCUAUCCGAUGGUGCUCCGCCCUCAACACCGUUGACAGAGGCGGUGACCUUUGCUCCUGCGGGCGCCCUGAUCACACUCUCCCUCCACAGUAGUUAAUCAUAGAAAUGGCACCCGUUGUUAUUAAAGUAUUGAGUAUUGAUGAUGAAUGGAGAAUCGUUUUGAAUGGAAUCGUUACCCCCCAGGAAUCGAAUCGUGUGGUGACCAAAGAUUCACAGCCCUAGUAUUUAAAUUAAAAAAAUAGUAAAGUAGAUAAAUAACCACACUGCGAAAAAAAUGCCUCUCGUAAAGAGUAAAAAAAAUGGUAAAAAAGUCAAAAUUGUCUUGAUAAGGUUUAAAAAAAAAAAUAAUAAUUUUUGAAUCAAUCACGAUUCUUAUUUCUAACGAUUCUUAUUUUUUUUUAUUUAUCAGUCUUUUCCACUCUGGCAAAUGAUAUUGUUGAUGUCGAUGCUCAUAUUUGCUGUACAGAUAAGUACUACAAAGAUUGUUUGUUUAUUUUAUGGAGGAAUGUGGUUCACCAUAGAACUGGCACCCAAUUGUUAUUAAAGUAUUGAUUUUAAAUCGAGAAUCGUUUCGAAUCUGAGCCAAAUCGUUACCCCCAAUUGAAUCGUGUGGUGCCCAAAGAUUCACAGCCCUAGUAUUUAAAUAAUUUAAUUUAAAAAAAUGUAGGAAAAUAACCACACUAGAAAAAAAUGCCUCUUAAAGAGUAAAAAAAAAAAUAUAUAUAUAUAUUUUUUGGAAACAAGUCAAAAUUGUCUUGGUAAGAUUUCUUGAAAUAAGUCAAAAAAAAGCUUUAAAAACUUAAAUGUGAUCUUGAAAUUAGCAAUUAACGCUUAGUACCUAAAAAAAAAUAAAAAAAAUUGCAAUUGAUUCUUAAUUGAUUUAAUCAAAAAUCGAUGUAUUUUUUGCCUGUUUUUUUUCCCAGCCAGGCAAACGAUAUUGUUGAUGUAGAUGCCCGUAUCUGCUGUACCGAUAAUACAAAAUUGUCAUCAUGGAGGAAUGUAGUUCAUCAUACAACUGAUAAUCGGUGUAAGUAUCGGCCCUGAAAAACAUUGUUUCCUAAAAAAAAUCUAAUUGAAACAAUUUAAAGCCUUGUCAAGCUGUUUACUGACAUGCACCAUUCAUGUUGAAAUGACUUUUACUGCAAAUUAAUAUCGGCCUCCUUUACUAAUCAGUAUCAGUAUCGGCCCUGUAAAACAUUGUUUUCUAAAAAAAAACCAUCAAGUUUAAACAACUUAAAGUCUGGUCAGGCUGUUUACUGACACGUACCAUUCAUGCUGAGAUGCCUUUUACGGCAAAUGAAUAUCAGACUCCUUGAUAAUAAUCGGUAUCAGUAUCUGACAUGCAAAACAUUUGUUUCCUAAAAAAAAAUUCAGAUUAAAACAAUAUAAAGCUUUGUCAGGCUGUUUACUAACACGUACCAUUCGUGUUGAAAUGACUUAGUGCAAAUUAAUAUCGGCCUCUUUGAUAAUAAUCGGUAUCAGUAUCGGUCCUAAAUCAUUGUUUCCUAAAAAAAAACAUGUUGAAACAACUUAAAGCCUUGUCAGGCUGUUUACUGACAUGUACCGUUUAUGUUGAAAUUACUUUUACUGCAAAUUAAUAUCGGCCUCAUUGAUAAUAAUCGGUAUAAGUAUCGGCUCUGAAAAACAUUGUUUCCUUAAAAAAAAACAUGUUAAAACAAAAAGCCUUGUCAAGCUGUUUCCUGACACGUACCAUUCAUGCUAAAAUAACUUUUACUGCAAAUUAACAUCGGCCUCCUUACUACUAAUAAUCGGUAUCAGUAUCGAAAAACAUUAUUUCCUCCCCAAAAAAAGAAGUUGAAACAACUUAAAUCAUUGUCAGGCUGUUUACUGACACGUACCAUUCAUGUUGAAAUGACUUACUGCAAAUUAAUAUCGGCCUUCUUGAUAAUAAUCGGUAUCAGUAUCGGUCCUUAAAAACAUUCUUUCCUUAAAAGAAAUCAUUCUGAAACCAAAAGCCUUGUCAAGCUGUUUCCUGACAUGUACCGUUCAUGUUCAAAUAACUUUUGCUGCAAAUUAACAUCGGCCUCCUUACUACAAGUAAUCGGUAUCAGUAUCGGCCCUGAAAACAUUGUUUCCUAAAAAAAAUCAAGUUAAAACAACUUAAAGACUUGUCAAACUGUUUACUGACAUGUACCAUUCAUGUUGAAAUGACUUACUGAAAGUUAAUAUUGGCCUCCUUGAUAAUAAUCGGUAUCAGUAUCGGUCCCAAAUAAUUGUUUCCUUAAAAAAACAUGCUGAAACAACUUAAAGCCUUGUCAGGCUGUUUACUGACAUGUACCGUUUAUGAUGAAAUGACUUUUACUGCAAAUUAAUAUCGGCAUCCUUGAUAAUAAUUGGUAUAAGUAUCGGCUCUGAAAAAUAUUGUUUCCUUAAAAAAAAAACACAUGUUAAAACAAAAAGCCUUGUCAAGCUGUUUACUGACACGUACCAUUCAUGUUAAAAUAACUUUUGCUGCAAAUUAACAUCGGCCUCCUUACUACUAAUAAUCGGUAUCAGUAUCGGCCCUGAAAACAUUGUUUCCUGAAAAAAAAUGAAGUUGAAACAACUUAAAUCCUUGUCAGACUGCUUACUGACACGUACCAUUCAUGUUAAAAUAACUUACUGCAAAUUAAUAUUGGCCUCCUUGAUAAUAAUCGGUAUCAGUAUCGGUCCUGAAAACAUUGUUUCCUAAAAAAAAUCAAGUUAAAACAACUUAAAGACUUGUUAAACUGUUUACUGACAUGUACCAUUCAUGUUGAAAUGACUUACUGCAAGUUAAUAUUGGCCUCCUUGAUAAUAAUCGGUAUCAGUAUCGGUCCCAAAUCAUUGUUUCCUUAAAAAAAACAUGCUGAAAUAACUUAAAGCCUUGUCAGGCUGUUUACUGACAUGUACCGUUUAUGAUGAAAUGACUUUUACUGCAAAUUAAUAUCGGCAUCCUUGAUAAUAAUCGGUAUCAGUAUCGGCUCUAAAAAACAUUCUUUCCUUAAAAAAAAAUCAUUCUGAAACCAAAAGCCUUGUCGAGCUGUUUCCUGACAUGUACCGUUCAUGUUGAAAUAACUUUUGCUGCAAAUUAACAUUGGCCUCCUUACUACAAGUAAUCGGUAUCAGUAUCGGCCCUGAAAACAUUGUUUCCUGAAAAAAAAUGAAGUUGAAACAACUUAAAUCCUUGUCAGGCUGCUUAUUGACACGUACCAUUCAUGUUGAAAUGACUUACUGCAAAUUAAUAUCGGCCUCCUUGAUAAUAAUCGGUAUCAGUAUCAGUCCUGAAAACAUUGUUUCCUAAAAAAAAUCAAGUUAAAACAACUUAAAGACUUGUUAAACUGUUUACUGACAUGUACCAUUCAUGUUGAAAUGACUUACUGCAAGUUAAUAUUGGCCUCCUUCCUAAUAAUCGGUAUCAGUAUCGGUCCCAAAUCAUUGUUUCCUUAAAAAAAACAUGCUGAAAUAACUUAAAGCCUUGUCAGGCUGUUUACUGACAUGUACCGUUUGUUGAAAUUACUUUUACUGCUAAUUAAUAUCGGCAUCCUUGAUUAUAAUCGGUAUCAGUAUCGGCUCUGAAAACAUUCUUUCCUUAAAAAAAACCCAUUCUGAAACCAAAAGCCUUGUCAAGCUGUUUCCUGACAUGUACCGUUCAUGUUGAAAUAACUUUUACUGCAAAUUAACAUCGGCCUCCUUACUACUAAUAAUCGGUAUCAGUAUUGGCCGUGAAAACAUUGUUUCCUGAAAAAAAAUGAAGUUGAAACAACUUCAAUCCUUGUCAGGCUGCUUAUUGACACGUACCAUUCAUGUUGAAAUGACUUACUGCAAAUUAAUAUUGGCCUCCUUGAUAAUAAUCGGUAUCAGUAUCGGUCCUGAAAACAUUUUCCUAAAAAAAAUCAAGGUAAAACAACUUAAAGACUUGUUAAACUGUUUACUGACAUGUACCAUUCAUGUUGAAAUGACUUACUGCAAGUUAAUAUUGGCCUCCUUGAUAAUAAUCGGUAUCAGUAUCGGUCCCAAAUCAUUGUUUCCUUAAAAAAAACAUGCUGAAAUAACUUAAAGCCUUGAUAGGCUGUUUACUGACAUGUACCGUUUGUUGAAAUUACUUUUACUACAAAUUAAUAUUGGCAUCCUUGAUAAUAAUCGGUAUCAGUAUCGGCUCUGAAAAACAUUCUUUCCUUAAAAAAACAUCCUGAAACAAAAAGCCUUGUCAAGCUGUUUCCUGACAUGUACCAUUCAUGCUAAAAUAACUUUUACUGCAAAUUAACAUUGGCCUCCUUACUAUUAGUAAUCGGUAUCAGUAUCGGCCCUGAAAACAUUGUUUCCUGAAAAAAAAUGCAGUUGAAACAACUUAAAUCCUUGUCAGGCUGCUUAUUGACACGUACCAUUCAUGUUGAAAUGACUUACUGCAAAUUAAUAUCGUCCCCCUUGAUAAUAAUCGGUAUCAGUAUCGGUCCUGAAAACAUUGUUUCCUAAAAAAAAAGAAGUUAAAAAAACUUAAAGCUUUGUCAAACUGUUUACUGACGUGUACAAUUCAUGUUGAAAUUACUUUUACUGCAAAUUACUAUCGGCCUCCUUGACUACUACUAAUCGGUAUCAGUAUCGGCCCUGAAAAAAGCCAUAUCGCUCGAUCUCUCGUCCAGAUGUUAUCGGAAAGACCUCAUCUCUGGAAUUAGACCUUGGUGUCGGUGCGUCCACGAGUGACUGUGACGAUGACCUUCUAGAAGGUUCCACAGUGCAGUGAGAGUUUAUUGAUGAAAUGUCAAACCAAAUCAUCGCUUCUUAAAGUGUCAAAUGUGACAUGUUGUCUAAGACUUGCCUUCAUGUCCACUUUCUCUCCCCCCCCCC
Entelurus aequoreus (snake pipefish) is the source of this 10211-nucleotide messenger RNA. RefSeq names its product carboxypeptidase D, a (gene cpda). The transcript has 21 exons. Gene Ontology annotation, biological process: proteolysis. NCBI's taxonomy places the organism in Eukaryota, Metazoa, Chordata, Actinopteri, Syngnathiformes, Syngnathidae. The coding region runs from base 37 to 4212 and encodes 1391 amino acids. Gene Ontology annotation, molecular function: metallocarboxypeptidase activity; zinc ion binding. The record is from RefSeq and is a predicted model, not a curated record.